This is a messenger RNA of Brenthis ino (lesser marbled fritillary), 2310 nucleotides long. The record is from the annotation of a GenBank genome assembly. NCBI's taxonomy places the organism in Eukaryota, Metazoa, Arthropoda, Insecta, Lepidoptera, Nymphalidae.
AUGGCCCACGAUAUUAUGAGUCAAUUCUAUACUUGCUUAAAUUUACCGCUGCAAGAAAAAAUUUUGGAAUUGACUAGACUUGUAGAUCAAUCUGGUCCUAAUAAGGAUUUACAAGCAAUAUUUCCCCAAUUAAUAAGCAAUAUUUUUGCGCCUUCAACACAAAAUGGUUGGAGCUUAAGACAAGUUACUUUUGAAGCCAAUAGAUAUGAGUACCAGGCUCUCCUUAGUUUUUUAGAACCACAAGGUCCUAUGUUUCGGUUAUGUUACAAACUUUUAUCUGACCCUCAAUUGAAAUAUAAUCUUCCGUUAAACAAUUUACCAAUAGACCUACAGAUGACUCUUGAGAGGGGUAGAUGUCCACAAUUUUAUGCAGAUAUGUUAACAAUGGACUCCCAAUCAAUGAAUGUGGUAUCACUAGCUCUAAAUCCUUUUGAUUACUAUAUAUUUAACUUUGGCUUGUAUUUAGUGAACAAUAAUCAAAAUAAAGCCUUAUGGGAAAAUUGGAAUAGUGUAUAUUUUGCACUAGCUUGUGAUUAUCUAAUGCAUUUCCUGCCUUCAGACCCAAAUAUACCUAUUUUACCACAUAUCCCACAUUACACAGGAAAGGUACCUAUGGCUGCACCUCUGCAAACUGCAAACAGGCCUUUAUACUCUCCAUCACUGUUAUUAAUACCUGACUUGUCUGGCAUUAGCAAUCAGCAUUCUACUUCUCAAACUCAAUCUAGAAAUGAGGUGUGGAGGUCUGAGACCAUUUUGCAGGUCUUUAUUGAUUUAUGGAUGAGUGUGGAACAGUUUAAUAAUAUAAACAUUGAGAUGUAUCAGCGAAACUAUUCUUCGGCUAGUUCAAGUCCAGAGAGAGUUAGAAUAGUGCGGGUGUUGGUGAAACAUAUACAUUCAUUUUCUGCUAAAUAUCAUUCCGAUCCUGCUGUCAGGUCGUCUGCACUGCGAAAAUAUGCAAGGCAAAUUAUGUGUUCAAGAGCCUAUCAUUAUGUUAAACAUCUGGUCAUGACUUGGCCUCUAGAUGCUUCUUUCAGACUUGUUAUGGAAUUGUGGCUCAGUCUCAUUCAGCCUUGGAGAUAUACAGAUAACAGUAUAAAUCAGGACAGAUUUCCAGGUACUCAACGAAACCAAGAAGAAGGCAAUGUUGGUACUCUCGAUGCAAGUUUCACACAGUUUAUUGCUGAAAACUUCCCUGCUUAUACUUGUAUCUUUCAAUUAGUCUUACCAAGAUUCAUGAGAUUAGAUCUUUCAGCAUACAAAAAUGCUGUUAUGUUGUUCCGAUUGGGUAAAGUGUUUUCCCAACCACAUCUAGUUCCCAUUUUGCUAAAUCUAGAAAAAGCUAUAAGAGAUAAUGUAUCUGGACUGCACAGUCCUGACAGCAGCUAUAACAAUUCAAACUUAGAACAAAGCUACACGUAUAAUGGAAUUGUAAUACACAAGUGGGUGGCGAUAGCUAAACAAGCCAUAUCGGAACUGAAUAUGACAACCACUUUUGAAUAUGACCCCAUCUGGAGUGAGAACAAGAGAAACUUCACGCUGGAAUUUGUCAAAAGAAUUCUUUCGGCGAAAAAUACCGCAGACAGAAAUCUAGAAGUUUAUACUGUAAAAUUAAAUCUACAAAAUACAGGUUUCUGGAAUUCCUUAAAACAUUGGCUGAUGAUUGGAAAUACUGAAGAAGAAGCAGCAAUGUUGGAAGAAUUUAAAAAAGUUCCUAUUUACUUAACCAACUGUAUUAACUACUUCACAAAUAUAUUUGGGCUAAACGAGAAUAUGUUGCUGCCAUUGGAAUCUGAGUUGUUGGACAAUUCUAUUGAACACUCGUCAUUUGCAAAUUCGAAUAACUUUACUCUUUCAAUUGCACAAAAACUUCGCAAUAAACCAGCGAGUAUUCAGUACAUGGGAGACCCGGACCUUAUGCCCAUUAUGUCAUAUGAAAACACAAUACUUGUUAGGAUAUUAUAUCAAAUAUCUACAAGACUGAAUGAGUUGUACGGCGAAGAGUUCAGCAGGUUAUGGGGAAGGAGCGACCUGUGGGGGUACGUGGUGCGGGAAGUGCUGCAGAGACCGGUGACCAUACACUCGUACGUGAAGGACUCCAGCUACCAGCACGUGGCGGAGCGCGCGCUGCCGCCGCGCCUGUCGCUGCGCCGCCUCGCCUCGCACGCGCUCGUGCUGUGGCUCGGCCUCGGCUACGUACUCUUCAGGAUGCUCUCCUAUAGUGGCAUAUUCUAUGCCUUCUUCCUUAUCACCAUUUGGUCGAUAUUUAUACUGACUAAAGCUUCGUUGAAGAUAUUAAGAAUAAUAAAUGAA